Molecule: messenger RNA, 1323 nt
Organism: Pseudopodoces humilis (Tibetan ground-tit)
Lineage: Eukaryota; Metazoa; Chordata; Aves; Passeriformes; Paridae
Source: RefSeq, a predicted model, not a curated record
CCCACAGGGAAACAUGGACCACCAGGCGGUCCCUCUAACAUCUUAAUACUUGGGGAUCCUACCAACUGUCCAGAACAAAUUCAUACUGUUCCUGAGGUCCAGACUAUAUACCCUGGAGAUGAAAUUUCUAUCUUCCUGACCUGCAUAGAACCUCCUUAUUAUUUAAAGGAACAGACUCCCGUGGCACAGGCCUUUUUACUUCCGAGUGACUGCCCAGAUCACGUUCCCCUCAACCCCAGCGCUAUGUGGACUCAGGUUGUGGGCUUCAGCAAGCCCAUCUGCAGCCUGUUGUGUUAUGGGGAAAGGAUUCAGCACCCAGGAAUGACAGACACUGGAGCAGAUGUUACCAUCAUCACCCGCUCCGAGUGGCCAGACAAUUGGGAAUUACAACCUGUAGCAGGCAUGAUUUCAGGAAUUGGAGGGAUGACAGCUUCCAUGAAGAGCAAACGGAAUAUUGUCAUGGAAGGACCUGAGGGACAAAUGGCAACCAUCAGGCCAUUUGUGGUGAGAGCACCAAUCACCCUCUGGGGACGGGAUCUCCUGUCCCAAUGGGGGGCUUCUCUGCGGAUUCCCAGCAGGGAUUUUUAGUCGGGGUCACUGAGAAGCGCGCCAUGCCUACCAUCCCCCAACUCACCUGGAAACAGCACCACCCAGUGUGGGUUGAUCAGUGGCCCCUAUCUGAGACCAAACUGUGCGCACUGGAAGCCCUCGUGGAAGAGCAGCUUGCCAAGGGCCACAUCACUGAGUCCAACAGCCCUUGGAACUCCCCUGUCUUUGUCCUACGCAAACCAGGCAAGGACAAGUGGAGACUCCUUCAUGACCUCCAAAAGAUCAAUGAUGUCAUUGAGGACAUGGGAUCCCUUCAGCCUGGCAUGCCCUCCCCUUCAAUGCUUCCUCGGGAUUGGAAGCUGGCUGUCAUUGACAUCAAGGACUGUUUUUUCAACAUACCCCUCCAUCCUUGGGACGCCCCCAGAUUUGCAUUCUCGGUUCCCUCUCCAAACAGACAAGCACCUUUAAAAAGAUACCAUUGGCUAGUCCUUCCCCAAGGGAUGAAAAAUUCUCCUACCAUCUGCCAAUGGUACGUGGCCCACAUCCUGUCACCUGUGAGGACCCUGUUCCCAGAUGCCGUCAUCCUCCACUACAUGGAUGACAUCCUGGUUUGUGCUGCUGACGAUGACUAUCUGCACCGGACUUUACAAAAAACUAUCCAGACAAUUGAGUACGCUGGAUUUGAGAUCCGUGAGGACAAGAUCCAGCACACCUGCCCUUGGACCUACCUAGGACUCCAGAUCCACGAGUGAACCAUUGUGCCCCAGCAGCUGA